AUGGCUUCGCCUCGCACCGACGGUUUGCCACCAAACUUCAUCCUUACCCCUCAACAGCAGAACCUGUUAUUCCGCGCUCUCACUUCGAAUCAGCCAACUGCUGCAUCGCCUCCGAGGAACCCUCUUUCACUGUCUCCUCAUUCCUUCACCGCGUCGCCGCAGCAAAAUGAUUCCAGCGCCGGCGAUUCAAAUGUUGUUCAGGAGAGCCCUUAUUUGGACUACGAUUAUGACUUCGAUCCCAAUGGUAACUUUGAUUUUGACUUAACCAACGACAACGUUGGCAAGAUGAUUGGAGAUCUGCCAAGUACUACGCACGGUAGCUCCAACGGCAGUUCCCCCGAGAAUGAUGGUGGCGAUAAGAGAAGCCAUCCCGACGAAGAUACGGAUGAUAAGGAGGAAGGCGGCGGGAAGCGGCGGGAGAGUGAGGGCAAAGUCCCUAAGAAACCCGGUCGCAAGCCGCUCACAAAUGAGCCAAGUUCCAAGAGGAAGGCUCAGAAUCGUGCUGCCCAGCGUGCUUUCCGUGAGCGCAAAGAACAACAUUUGAAGGAUCUGGAGACCAAAGUCAAGGAGCUUGAGAAGGCUUCUGAAAGCACCAAUAGCGAGAACAACCAACUGCGUGCUCAGGUGGAAAAGAUGACGAUGGAACUAAACGAAUACAAAAAGAGGUUGUUAAUGAUGAACAACUCCUCACGGCCCGCCCCAUUACCACGGAACCCGCCACGAUUUGGCCAAGGCCUCGUCAACAACCUGAACGACGUCAACUUCCACUUUGAGUUUCCCAAGUUUGGUAUGCUUCCAGGCCCACAAACUACGACCAACGCCAACAAAGAUCAUUCGUCCUUGCUUUUGUCAGCAACCAAUGUUACCCCGCACUCACAAUCGAGAUCGCCGGACAAAUCGAAAGAUCAGGCCAGCUCUGCAACCACGACGAAUCGUGAGAAUUCGGAUGCACAGAGAGACGCGCUUUCCAAGUUUUGUGGAAUGCUGAACAACUCGCCCUAUGACACUGCAAACAAUAAUGCGUCUAGAAGCAGUCUGGAUUCAACAUCUUGCAGCCUUGGAGGCGGCACAAACUCCGGGUCGCCCUCAUCUUCGUCCACGUCCAACGCUGGUCCCAGCUCAUCUUGCGGCACUUCACCCGAACCCUUCACUCAAUCACCAUUGGGUUCCAAACCCCUGGAUACGUUGACCACCAUUGGCGAAGAGCAGCUUGGUCUUAUAAUUGAUAACCCAAGUCAUUUUAGCGAGUUCGGCAAUGUAGACUUCACCAACUUUGAUUGGCUCACACAGCAAAACGGGGGCCAGUUCGAUCCCCAGCUUUUCGGGGAUUACCGUGAGCCACAGGAAAACAUUCUUUCCAAUAAUGCAUUUGACGACAGUUUCUUCAAUGAUGCCUUUGAUGCUGACUUCACCACUCCGUUCAACGUGGCGCCAACCCCGAAUUUGCCCAAGACGAAUCUUGUCGCCGAGAUCGAUGCGGCGAAGGAGAAUGACGAUACCAUCGUUGCUGGUGCUAACGGGAGACUUCUCACUUGUAACAACAUUUGGGAGAAAUUGCAAAACUGCCCCAAGGUCCAGACUGGUGACAUCGACCUCGACGGUCUCUGCUCUGAUCUGCAGAAGAAGGCCAAGUGUGGAGGCAGUGGUGCAGUGGUUGAUGAGAAGGACUUCAAGGCCGUGAUGACGAAGCACUUAGGAGAAUCAGCAAACCUUUGUACCGGCCCUUAA
Molecule: messenger RNA, 1728 nt
Organism: Pseudomassariella vexata
Lineage: Eukaryota; Fungi; Ascomycota; Sordariomycetes; Amphisphaeriales; Pseudomassariaceae
Product: transcription factor PAP1-domain-containing protein
Exons: 4
Coding region: 1-1728 (575 amino acids)
Cellular component (GO): RNA polymerase II transcription regulator complex
Molecular function (GO): DNA-binding transcription activator activity, RNA polymerase II-specific; transcription cis-regulatory region binding
Source: RefSeq, a predicted model, not a curated record